This is a messenger RNA of Branchiostoma belcheri (Belcher's lancelet), 351 nucleotides long. Its product is annotated as rab3 GTPase-activating protein catalytic subunit-like. The annotation marks the transcript as partial. NCBI's taxonomy places the organism in Eukaryota, Metazoa, Chordata, Leptocardii, Amphioxiformes, Branchiostomatidae. The transcript is spliced from 3 exons. The record is from RefSeq and is a predicted model, not a curated record.
GGUGAGCUGUCGACCGGAAAGUGGGAGGACAGGAGUGAGGUGGUGACCUUUGCAGACGUGAGGUUCGGGAUGACCUUACACAGGCUGAAGGAGAGGUCACAGGUCCAGACUCCAGGGGACAUGGAGGAGGAAGACUGCCAGCCCCAGGCUAUCCAGGACCUGCUGGCCAUGGAGAAUGACUUCCCACCCAGGGCACACUGUCUCUGUAGAUGGUUCGGUGUGCGAGGGUUUGUAGUCCUGGCCCCGGGAGGACAGAGUGACUCCAUCCAGUCAGAGUCGAAGGCAAACCUGCUGCUCAGCUCCAUCACUAUAGCUGUCAACAACACCGGGUGGUGAGGAGUCAUACAUGUA